AUGUUCGGUAAACUUAUCUACAUCCAGCAACGCGUAUCUAGUCGGAUACUGCUGUUGCAGAAGCUCCUUCAACUUCCGAGCGUUAAACAACAGAGUAAUGAGCUUAUUGGCGACUACAUUGGUAGACUACGAGAAGGUGUUAUGGAGGGUAAAUGUAUUGGCCUUACGAUUACACAGGAUGAGAUCUUGGAUAAGUUCGUUAAGGGUCUGAAGCCCAAUUACCAGAAAGCGGUCAAGGCCACCUACUCUCACAUAAGAGAUGUAAACGAGUUGUGCUCUGUACUUAGUCUUUGGGAGAAUGCAAAUAUUGACUCUUCAGUGAAUGCUGUUGCUGAUGAAGCAGGAGAUCUUGGAGCUACGGUAUCACCGCCGACGAUUAAUGCUACGUUGGAGGUGGCGAAGAACUCUUCAUCUGAGGUGAAAGGAGAGAGACCCACUCGAUCUAGAGGGCCUCUCAGGUGCUGGCAUUGUAGUGGUCCACAUCUACGCCGUAAUUGUCCCGUGCUGAGGUCAAUGAUACCUUCUGCUACACCAUCACUGUCACAGCCGAUGGCGAAUACAGAGUCGGGACAGUGCAAGGAUCCUGCUGCUACUUCCAGUAAGGAGGUUGAGAAGGAUGGUGCUAAGAUUCCCUCUCAGAUUGGUGUAAGUUCUCAAAGCAAGAGCUUUGAGAAAUUAACUGUCGUUAAUGAUGUUCUGGCCCUUGCAGGAGGCAGUGCUUGUACUGUAAGGUUGGUGAUUCGUCAAGUGGAGGGAUUACCUGGCUAUGCUGCCAGACUUCCAGCUCUACUUGAUACUGGUGGCCAUGGAUCUGCUUAUAUAAAUGCAAAUGUGUUCAAGGAUAUGGUCAAAGAAGAAAUACUUGAUGGCCAUCUUGAUCCAUGUGGUAAUGUGACUUGUGGUAAUAGAGAUUAUGCUCGAGUUUUGGGUGCUUUUAGUGUGAACAUUGAGGACGAGGUCAAGCAUGUAAUUGUGGAUGAUGUUGAGGUCAAAGUUAUUGAGGGGCUGUCGCCGGAUUUUAUAAUAGGCAUUGAGACUAUCAAGCGCUCAGUGGAUCUGAAGCGGAAGCUGAUAGAAUGUCUUGGUGAUGAACCCGGUAUGAGCUCUGGUUUGGCCCAGAUUGCAUUGCCUGAUGGGAAUGGUGAUAAGCUUGAUGUUCUGCAUCCUCUCGAUGUAAGGGACAAGUGCUCCAUUCAUCAGAGUGAGUCAGGGUUUACUGUCUCGUGUCCUGCCCUCAGUGGUAUCUCGGUGAUGCCAUUCACUGAGCCCAGGCGGAAGCGUAACCGCACUCGAGAGAUAGCGAUCCACCGAAGGCUCUGUAUUGCAGCUAGUGAGAAUAAAUUUCGAGCGGCAACUGUCAGGGAGGCUAUGGUGAUCAACGAGGUAGUCUUGGUUGAUAAGAAGGCCGGCUCUAAGGACUCAUUGCUGAUUCAGUCCGAUAUCUGCUCGAUGAGUGAUGAACAGAUUAAGGCCCGUUUAAGAGUGACCUUGGUUCUCAGAAGACUUGCUAUGCAACUGUUUCCGAAGUUGGCUCCUGAUAAAUCUGGUGGCUAUGUGUGGAUUAUGAAGUCUGACGUAACGUCAAUUAUAUCUUGGAAUAUACAUCCCAGUGAUCAUCUUGAAGUACGAGGUUAUUAUGAAAGACGGCAUAGAAUAAUAUUGGAAGCUUUGAGGAAGUUCGUCCUCAGUGUUGGUGGCUCAGACUGGUAUGAUGAGUUGGUCUUGGAGCAAGUUAAGUGGCUGGUGAAUCAUGGUGAAAUCGGUCAGAGUGGCAUUUGUCCUGCCUUGUUAUUUUAUGGUCGCACCUUGCCAGUUCCUUGUAUGAAGGGUGCUGAUGAUUCAUUGGUAUUAUCAAGGCAGUAUUAUGCAGUUGGUGGGAAUCGGCGAAAACUUCUCGGUGUAUUCGUUAAGGAGUGGCUUCUCCAGCGAGAACGGUCGCUGCCAGUGAUCGAGUAUGAGAGCAACCUCAAGCUCGCUUUGGAAAGUCCUCCUAACCCCGGAGAUGUUGAAGUUGUUGCCGAUGUACCCCAGGACGAAGAGGAGAUAUGA
This is a messenger RNA of Perkinsus marinus ATCC 50983, 2049 nucleotides long. RefSeq lists its product as hypothetical. The transcript has 4 exons. Lineage: Eukaryota; Perkinsozoa; Perkinsida; Perkinsidae. Bases 1 to 2049 code for a protein of 682 amino acids. The record is from RefSeq and is a predicted model, not a curated record.